Molecule: messenger RNA, 1758 nt
Organism: Beauveria bassiana ARSEF 2860
Lineage: Eukaryota; Fungi; Ascomycota; Sordariomycetes; Hypocreales; Cordycipitaceae
Product: myosin-cross-reactive antigen
Exons: 1
Coding region: 1-1758 (585 amino acids)
Biological process (GO): fatty acid metabolic process
Molecular function (GO): oleate hydratase activity; FAD binding
Source: RefSeq, a predicted model, not a curated record
AUGUACUACUCAAGUGGCAAUUACGAAGCAUUCGCCAGACCGCUCAAACCAGCUGGAAUCGAUACCAAGCGCGCUUGGAUUGUAGGUUCCGGCUUGGCGGGCCUUUCUACCGCGGCUUUUCUAGUGCGAGAUGCCCAAAUGCCAGGUCAAAACAUUACCAUUCUGGAGGCUGCGCAUCUUCCUGGCGGGGCAUUGGACGGACUUGAGGUCCCUGAGAAGGGGUUCGUUAUUCGCGGUGGACGCGAGAUGGAGGCUCAUUUCGAGUGCCUAUGGGAUCUUUUCCGCUCUGUUCCCUCCCUGGAAGAAGACGGUGCAAGUGUUCUGGACGAAUUCUACUGGUUGAACAAGCGCGAUCCAAACAUUUCACUGCAAAGAGCUACUGAACAACAGGGUCGCGACGCUGGCACGGGCACUCUUUUUACACUCAGUGACAAAUCUCAGAAAGAAAUGGUCAGGUUGUUUCUCAUGACCAGGCAAGACGUCGAGAACAAACGAAUCGACGAGGUCUUUGGGCCUGAAUUUUUCCAGAGCAAUUUCUGGCUCUACUGGCAGACAAUGUUUGCCUUUCAGACGUGGCAUUCGGCGCUGGAAAUGAAGCUGUACCUUCACAGAUUUGUGAACCACAUCCAAGGCUUGCCCGACUUUUCGACUCUCAAGUUUACCAAGUUCAACCAAUAUGAGUCUCUCGUAUUGCCUCUCAGGGGCUGGCUGGAAUCGCACGGAGUCAAUUUUCAGUAUGAAACUGAAGUAAUCGACGUUGACUUCGCAAACACUUCAGACGGAAAAAGAGCGACGAAAAUCUACUGGACCCAGAGCGGAAGCGACGGUGGCAAGGACCUCGGCUUGAACGACCUCUUGUUCAUGACGAUUGGCUCACUGACUGAGAAUUCGGACCUUGGAGAUGGCCAAACUCCUGCUGUCAUACGAGACGGACCGGCACCUGCUUGGGAUCUUUGGCGGCGAAUUGCUGCCAAAGAUGCCGAGUUUGGACGGCCAGAGGUUUUCUGCGGUGACAUCUCCCAGACGAAGUGGCAGUCUGCGACAGUCACGACUCUUGAUUCACGCAUCCCCGAAUAUAUACAGAAGAUAUGCAAACGAGAUCCGUUCAGCGGAAAAGUGGUUACGGGAGGCAUAGUUACUGCACGCGACUCGAGCUGGAUUCUGAGCUGGACCGUGAAUCGUCAGCCGCACUUCAAGAACCAACCCAAGGACCAGAUUGUCGUUUGGCUGUACGGACUUCUCGUGGAGCAGCCCGGUGACUUUGUCAAGAAGCCCAUGCAAGAUUGCACCGGCGAGGAAAUUACCCAAGAGUGGUUAUACCACUUGGGUGUUCCUCCGCUCGAGAUUCCUGCGCUCGCCGUUUCGGCUGCCAAGUGCGUGCCGGUCAUGAUGCCUUAUGUCACGUCCUUUUUCAUGCCACGCCAAAAAGGUGAUCGUCCAGACGUCGUGCCUGCGGGUUCGCAGAACUUUGCCUUUAUCGGACAGUUUGCCGAGACUACGAGGGAUACCAUUUUCACGACGGAAUAUUCUGUGCGCACCGGCAUGGAGGCAGUAUACCAGCUGGCACAGGUUGAUCGAGGUGUCCCAGAGGUCUUUGCGUCGACCUAUGAUGUUAGACAUCUACUCAAUGCCGCGUGUGCUCUACGGGAUGGAAAGGAGUUGGCUACGUGGGUGCCUAACAGAAUCCGGAAACUUUUGAUCGAGAAGCUGGAGGGUUCUCAGAUUGGACGGCUAUUACAUGAGUAUCAGCUAAUCUGA